AUGGACAUCACUGACACCACUCAACAAGCCUUCGACCGAGCCCAAGAGCUCAAGUGGUUUGAAGAAUCCAAGCUCGGCGUCAAAGGUCUCGUCGACUUUGGCCUCACCUCCCUCCCUCCCCUCUUCAUUCACCUGCUUGAGACCCUAUCCACCCUCAAGCCUGCCCGCCUCAAGCCUGACUCCAUCCCCACCAUCAACCUCUGCUGCUAUGGCUCCUUCCAGCGGCCCUUUGUCAUUGCAGAAGUGGGGUGUGCAGCUCGCGAGCUUGGCUUCUUCCAGGUGGUCAACCACGGCAUGCCGACAAAGGUCCUGGACCGCAUGAUCGUUGCAGUGAAGGCCUUCCAUGAGCAGCCGAUAGAGGCAAAGGCAAAGAUCUACCGUAAGGAGAUGGAGAUCGGCGUGUUGUUCUUCUCCAACAUCGACUUGUUCCACUCCAAAGCGGCUAGCUAG
Molecule: messenger RNA, 450 nt
Organism: Eucalyptus grandis
Lineage: Eukaryota; Viridiplantae; Streptophyta; Magnoliopsida; Myrtales; Myrtaceae
Product: 1-aminocyclopropane-1-carboxylate oxidase homolog 4-like
Exons: 1
Coding region: 1-450 (149 amino acids)
Source: RefSeq, a predicted model, not a curated record